AUGGAGCGAAUUCUGACGUUACUGAACUCCAUUAAGAUCACGCAGCAGAUUCACACAGACUACUUCUCUGUAUUGAUGAAAAAGAAUGAAGAUGCCCUUUUGGAGCAAGUGGACCUUCCCGAUCUACCAUUUUCGUCACUUUUUGCGUUCCAGCAAUUUGAUGAGGGGCUUCUUGUGGAUGCCAAAAAAAGGCGGGCUAUGAGGGAUCACUUUGUAAUACAAGGAGGCGACACAACCAAAGAGAAAACCUCACGAAUUCUUCGCACCAUCCUUGCACCAGCAGUGGCUACAGAGUUCAGUUGGUUCGGGGCCAAAGGCAAGAAAAAGUUUGUGGACACAAGCAUCUGCAAGCUGAUGUGCACCACCCUAACAGACAAGCAAGUGUCUGCCCAGGUGACCGCUACAAUAAAAGAAAUUGAGAAGUCUGCAAUGUCAUGGUUUAGACAUGCUGCAGAGAGGGCAGCUGCCUUGCAGAAGAAGAUGGAGACCGAGAAGUGCUUCGAAGAGUGCAUCAAAUUCGUUCAACUAAACAAGAUCGCUGAUGUCGUCAUACGUGUGACGUUCUGA
Messenger RNA from Rhipicephalus sanguineus (brown dog tick), 567 nucleotides. RefSeq lists its product as uncharacterized. The coding region runs from base 1 to 567 and encodes 188 amino acids. NCBI's taxonomy places the organism in Eukaryota, Metazoa, Arthropoda, Arachnida, Ixodida, Ixodidae. The record is from RefSeq and is a predicted model, not a curated record. The transcript is spliced from 4 exons.